This is a messenger RNA of Salarias fasciatus (jewelled blenny), 2233 nucleotides long. RefSeq names its product TraB domain containing 2B (gene trabd2b). Lineage: Eukaryota; Metazoa; Chordata; Actinopteri; Blenniiformes; Blenniidae. The transcript has 7 exons. Bases 1 to 1617 code for a protein of 538 amino acids. The record is from RefSeq and is a predicted model, not a curated record. Gene Ontology annotation, biological process: negative regulation of Wnt signaling pathway. Gene Ontology annotation, molecular function: Wnt-protein binding; metalloendopeptidase activity. Gene Ontology annotation, cellular component: plasma membrane; organelle membrane.
AUGGUCUUCCUGCCGGGACUCACUGUGGUCCUCCUGAGCGGUCUCCUGCAGGCUGUUGCACCCUGGGGCGCACAGAGACCGGCCAGACCAAGACAGUGCGACGCACCGAAGCUGCAAAGUCACAUGAACUCUUUUCUGUGGCGAGUGAAUCGGACGGCACCUAAUCCACCAUCCUACCUAUUCGGUACCAUCCAUGUGCCCUACACCCGGGUCUGGGACUACAUCCCGAACAGCUCCAAACAGGCUUUCCAAAGCAGCAACAAUGUUUUCUUUGAGCUGGACCUGACUGAUCCACUGACCAUUUCCAAACUUACCAGCUGCCAGUUACUGCCUCACGGAGAGAACCUGCAGACCCUGCUACCUCGAGACCUGUACCGCCGCCUCAAGCGCCACCUGGACUACGUCAAACACAUGAUGCCUUACUGGAUGACUGCUGACCAGAGAGGCCGAGGCCUUUAUGCAGACUACCUAUUUAAUGCUAUUGCAGGCAACUGGGAGAGAAAGAGGCCCGUUUGGGUGAUGCUGAUGGUCAACUCACUGACUGAGUGGGAUGUCCGGUCCAGAGGGACGCCAGUGCUGGACCUGUUCUUAGCUCAAGAAGCUGAGCGGAUGGGAAAGACGACAGGGGCAGUGGAGCGCGUGGAGGAGCAAUGCCACCCACUCAAUGGCCUCAACUUCUCUCAGGUGCUGUUUGCUUUGAAUCAGACACUGCUGCAGCACGAGGGCGUCCGAGCGGGCAGCGUUCAAGGCUCUUACACGACCGAGGACCUCAUUACGCACUACAACUGUGGUGACCUCAGUUCCAUUAUCUUCAACCAUGAUACGUCGCAGUUGCCUCACUUUAUAAACAGCUCCCUGCCGGCACAUGACCGCACGACGGCCAUGGAGAUCGACAGCUACUUCCGGCAAGAGCUCAUCUACAAGCGCAAUGAACGAAUGGCCCGUCGUGUGUCAGCCCUGCUGCAGAGGAAUCCUAACCAGACGUACUUUUUUGCCUUUGGUGCAGGUCACUUCCUGGGGAACCACAGUGUACUGGACAUCCUCAGGCAGGAGGGAUACGAGAUCGUUCACAUGCCCUCAGAUUAUCAAGAGCCAGUCUCAGACGGUAAACCCGAAAAAGAACAACCUGCCGUAGAAUCCAGCGAGGAGAGUAAAGACAUGAGCACCGUGGCUCCCACCAGCUGGCUCACCAGUCCAGAGACGAAGCAGGAGCCAGAUGACCCAGACAGCAUACCCAUCCCCGGAGAAGAGGAGCUUCCUCACAUCCUGCUCCCCGAUAGCUUGAGCCAGCUGGAAGAGUUUGGAAGGCACAAACGGCCUCGAAAAGCCCACCGAGGGCAUGGGAGACCACGUCUUUUCAGUGAUCUCUGGGUUCGCAUUGGAGAUGGCACUACCCCGAUGCCUAAUGUGAGGAUAAUAAACGGUUACAUAACGGUGGACCCUCCGCUCAUCCAUCAAGAGCAGCAUAGACAAACGGAUAUCUACGUGACAGAGCGACACCACAGCUCACCUCCGCCCACUCCGCCCAGCUCCAGCUCAGCCCCGCCAGUCCACAGCACUCCGGCACUGACUUGCAUUUUAGCUUGGUUUUUGUCACACCUGCUGUUCACCUCUUGACCACAAGUCAACAUUAUCUCAUAGACACAAACACUUAAAAACAGUACUGCAUCUAUAGCAGAGCACUGGAAUGUACCUGAGGAGACAAACAGAGAGCGGCCAUCACACAUACAGAGCAGAGUCGGAGGAAUAUUUCGGUCGGGACAAAGCGUUCUCAGUCAGGAGAGUCCUGCAUUCAGUCUCCACCAAAGGGAGAGACCAAAAAGAACAUGUUGAAAGGCCAAGGCUUUAAAAACUUGCCAACUGGAAUAAGCUUCCAGCCAUGACAUGAGCAAUGAAUGGACUAUAUUAGACUGUAAAGGGUGGAGUCUACACCUCAUGAAAGUAUUAAGGUAGAAUAACAAACACAUAGCACAGAGAGGAAUUGUAAUUUUGGAGAAUCUAAGCCUCUCUUUUUUAAUGAAAAUUGUAAUGCUGCAUAGAAGUAAGAUUCCCCUAAUAAUGAAAAUUGACCAUUACUAAUAAGAGUUAUGAGUCUGUGAUAAAUGAGAUGAAUGCAUACAGUGCUGUGUGUGUGGUGGAGCACUCAGUUGCUACUUUGUAAAUUGUGCAUUUUGUUUAUAAAUAAAUAUUGUAUAUUUAUUAUUUCUGUAAGGAAAGAGUAUAUUUUCUUGCU